Messenger RNA from Vicia villosa (hairy vetch), 687 nucleotides. RefSeq lists its product as uncharacterized. Lineage: Eukaryota; Viridiplantae; Streptophyta; Magnoliopsida; Fabales; Fabaceae. Bases 1 to 687 code for a protein of 228 amino acids. The record is from RefSeq and is a predicted model, not a curated record. The transcript has 2 exons.
AUGGAUCGUGCACGUCAUGACCGGAUGCUCAGGCAAGCGAGCAAGCUAAAGGGGGUCGUUAAGAAGAGUGCUGGCCCUAGGUUGGCAGCUGUGCAGAGGUCCCCGGUCGCAGGUUCGGGUGCUUCCUCUUCUUCUGCUGCUGAUGGUUCCCCUUUGAGGGCUUCUGAUCAGGGUGAGUCUUUGAGGCCGAUCACAGUACUUCCUGCUCCUCUUCGUCCACAGCCGGAUCCAGAUGCAUUGCUGCUGAAGGAGCAGGGCGAAGAGUUGGCAUCCGUGAAGGCUCGGCUGAGUGUGAAAGAGGAUACCCUGGCUGAUGUGCAAGGUCAAUACACCUUGCUCUCCCGGACUCUGUAUGGAGCGAUGAUGUCCUCCUCGGUGAGGGAGGCCUCUCUUCGCCGUUCUCAAGCUCCUGUUGAGGAUGAGUCGGAAGAGGAGAGGGCUCUCUUAACCCGGGCAGAUCUGAUCCAAUAUAUCAGAGUCUUGGGGAGCGAUUGCGUAGCGGCUGCCGAGGACACCUAUAACUCUACUGUGACCCAGCUCACAUUGAAGAAUCCUGGGGUGGAGUUGGUGACCGAGGGUACCGAGCCUUAUCAUCGCGUGGAGGGUGAUCAGAUUGUUUCUCCGGUCAUCGGGGAGGAGCCAGCGACUCAGGAAGCCGAGGAAGUCCAGAUGGAGGAAUGUGCUUGA